AUGAUCAGCUCUAGCCUCACUUCGUUUUUCAUCUUUUUUAGCAAACCUUUUGUGGGCGUAGCUUUUCGUUAUCAUAAUUUUGCCAUACUCGUCGUUAUUUUGAUUGCAUCUUUUCUUGAAGGAUGCCUGUCCGUGUUCACGUGGUAUACUGUGGCGCGUGAGGAUAUGAGCCUAAGUUCAAAGCCUUCAAAAGGGAGCUUGAGCGGCGUCUUCCCGGCCAAGUGCAAGUCACUGGCGAAGGGACACCGCAGAGCACUGGGUGGUUCGAAGUCACAAUUGAUGGUCAACAACUCGUGCAUUCCAAAAAGGUUCAAACCGUCUCUCAUAGUCAGCUCUAGCGUGGAACGCCCGUUGUUCGACUGUUUGUGA
Messenger RNA from Dicrocoelium dendriticum, 369 nucleotides. The record is from the annotation of a GenBank genome assembly. NCBI's taxonomy places the organism in Eukaryota, Metazoa, Platyhelminthes, Trematoda, Plagiorchiida, Dicrocoeliidae.